This is a messenger RNA of Sturnus vulgaris (Common starling), 1506 nucleotides long. It is a transcript of the gene DDX49, whose product is annotated as DEAD-box helicase 49. Lineage: Eukaryota; Metazoa; Chordata; Aves; Passeriformes; Sturnidae. The record is from RefSeq and is a predicted model, not a curated record. Gene Ontology annotation, cellular component: cytosol. Gene Ontology annotation, molecular function: ATP binding; RNA helicase activity; nucleic acid binding.
AUGGCGGAGUUCCGGGCGCUCGGGCUGGCGCCGUGGCUGGCGGAGCAGGCGCGGCAGGUGGGGCUCGUGCGGCCCACGCCCGUGCAGGCCGCCUGCAUCCCGGCCAUACUGCAGGGCCGGGACUGUCUGGGCUGUGCCCAGACCGGCAGCGGUAAAACCGCGGCGUUCGUGCUGCCCGUGCUGCAGGUGCUCUCCGAGGAUCCCUUCGGCAUCUUCUGCCUCGUGCUCACCCCCACCAGGGAGCUGGCGUCCCAGAUCUCUGAGCAGUUCCGAGUGCUGGGCAAACCCCUGGGCCUGAAGGACUGCGUGGUUGUGGGAGGCCUGGACAUGGUGGCCCAGGCCCUGGAGCUGGCUCGGAAGCCCCACGUGGUGGUUGCCACCCCCGGGCGCCUCGCUGAUCACCUGCGCAGCUCCAGCACCUUCAGCCUCAGGAAAAUCAAAUUCCUGGUUCUGGACGAGGCUGACAGGCUGCUGGAGCAGGGCUGUGCUGAUUUCAGUGCAGACCUGGAGCUGAUCCUGGGGGCGGUGCCCGCUCGCCGCCAGACUCUGCUGUUCAGUGCCACCCUCACGGCCACCCUGAGCCAGCUGCAGGCCCUGGCUGCCAACAAACCUUUCUUCUGGGAGGCUGAGUCCCCGGCGAGGACAGUGGAGGAGCUGGAGCAGAGGUACCUGCUGGUCCCUGAGGCACUGAAGGAUGCUUACCUGGUGCACCUGGUGCAGAGCUUCCAGGAGCAGCACCACGACUGGGCCAUCAUCAUCUUCACCAAAACCUGCAAGGACUGCCAGGUGCUGAACAUGAUGCUGAGGAGAUUCAAGUUCCCUUCCGUGGCCCUGCACUCCAUGAUGAAGCAGAAACAGAGAUUUGCAGCUUUGGCCAAGUUCAAAUCCAGCAUCUUCAGGAUCCUCAUUGCCACUGACGUGGCUGCCAGAGGUUUGGACAUCCCUGCAGUGCAGGUUGUGAUCAACCACAACACCCCGGGGCUGCCCAAAAUCUACAUCCACCGUGUGGGGAGGACAGCACGGGCAGGGAGGAAGGGCGUGGCCCUCACUCUGGUCACUCAGUACGACAUUCACCUGCUGCACACCAUCGAGGAGGAGAUCAAGCUGCAGCUGCAGGAGUUCUCAGUGCAGGAGCAGCUGGUGCUGAACAUCCUGACCCAGGUGAACGUGACCAGGAGGGAGUGUGAGCUGGAGCUGGAGGGGAUGGAUUUUGAUGAGAAGAAAGAAAUCAAUAAAAGGAAGCAAAUGAUCCUGGAAGGGAAGGACCCUGCUCUCGCGCGGGCCGAGUUGGCCGCGAUCCGCGGGCGGAACCGGCGGUGCCGGGAGCGGCUCCGGGAGAGGCUGAGCAGGAAACGGCUCCGGAGGAUGGAGAGGAGGAGGAGGAGGAUGGAGCACGAGGAAGAGGGGAACCUCGGGGAUUUAAAUAAAAGUUCAGGAUUCAGGGAGGGAAAUUCUGAUUUUGUGGAGGAGGAAUCAAAGCUGGGCUGGACUUUUAUGGGAUUUUAA